AGUUAGGUUAGUGACUGUUGGUAGCCAAAAUAUCGUGCGCACGCGCUCAAAUCUAUCCCCUCCAAACCCACCCCCAGCGACCAGUUAAAAGAUCUUGAGGCGGUAACAACAGGGGAUAUGGUUGCAGCGCGUAUACCGAAUACUAUCAAAGCCCGUGUGUGGUGACUCUGUUUGUGACGUGGCUGUCUAUCUGUGUGUGGUAAUGUAGCACUAUUAGCAUUUUAAGAUGCUAUUGACAGUUUAGACCGAGAAACAUCAACGUUUCACCAGUGGUGACUUUUUGCUAUAAACGUGGACAUUCGGUCUGUUGUGCACGAGCGCCUCGAACACAAUGUUGCCUGGGCCAACCAAAAGUUUCUUUGCUCCGCUAACUCUCAUGAUUUUCGCCACGCUUCCACUAGCGGAAGGUGAAAUUCGAUGUUACUGCAAUCUUCCAUCUUGUGUUAACACAGGCUACAUGUGUAAAUCAUCGCAUAAUUUGUGUUUCUCCGACGUCGAGAACAGUGGCUACAGCAACGACCUCUCUCGGUCCCGCCACGGUUGUCUAGAACUAUUAAAUGAUCAGAAAAAGGCAUUGUGCCAAGUGAAGGCUCGUUCUCUGAAACUUUCUCCUGGGGCAUCAUUUAAAGUGUUUUGUUGUGAGAAAGACAUGUGUAAUUACGGCAGCAGUAUGGGUAUUAAUAUUCAAGUUCAUACUAGGCCUAACCACAGUUUAACUGAAGGAAUAUAUGAUUACGAUGAAGAAUUUUUACUUAAGACGAACAACAUUCGAGAAGGAUCGCUGGAGGGUGGACUCUGGUUUCGGGCUGCAGUGAUAGCUGUGCCUAUAGCAGGGAGUUUCAUUCUGAUCAUGUUAAUACUGCUGGCAGUUCGUAUGCUCAGGAAGGACUCUAAACGACAACAACGUCUAUUAGAACUUCGACAGCAGAGACAAUUUAAAACCCGUCUUUUAUUAGGGAAUUUUGGAUGUCGAGAAAACCGUAAAAAGUGCAAUGAGCAUAACACAGGAGGAGGCAGUGGAAGAGGAUUGUAUAAAAAUGUAAAUAUAGUGUUCUCACGUGAUAGUUGGAUUACUGACAUCAGCGACAAAACAAACAAUAUUUACGGCCCAGUGUCAUGGCCUAGUUGGAAACCUUUUAAGCCUAGCCCUAUAACUUUGGUAUAAUAUACAUUUCUUGCAACUAACGUGGUUAACGUGUUUGUAAAUCGCCGCCAUUAGCUCGUCCGCCCAUCACUAAGUAGUGGCUCGUAUGAUAAACGAAUGAUAAUGACAUUUUUUAAAAAGAUAUUUAUACGCACAAUUCCCUUUGAAGAUUGUGAUCAACAAAUUUCACAAGAACAAAUAACCGAAACUAAUGAGUUUUCCAUUAGAAUUAGUUGUCAUUUAGUAUUUUUUGUACACUUUCCAAAAGCCAAAAACAUAUUUUCCUAAAAUACAUAUUUAUUGAGGUUCUACUAUUUCCCGAAUAGAUACUCGUUGUUACGUGGUAAAAAAAAUCAAGUCUGAAACCCAUUUUAAAAUGCGUAAGUAUUCAUUAAACACACACACACACACACAGUUUUAUUACAACUAAGCCUUCGUACCUAUUUUUAUAAAUUUUGAUUUUGCUAACAAUGAACGCAUGGUUGCCGAUAUUGUGAAUGUGGUGAUUUGGAGUCGACCCGUAUACUAAAUAUUAAUCCCCAGAAAAGUUCAGAAGUUUCAUAUGGCUGUAAUAUUUUACAGUAUUUUACUGUUAUAGACAUUAUUACACAUCAUACUGCUGAUAAGCCUUCAACGGGCUACAUCUGCCUGGAAUCUUCUUGGUCGACGUUUAGGCCACUAUUUUGCGGUCGUUUUUUUUCAGAUUUGAUGUUACACCAGUAUAUAUGUAUACCAAAAUGUUGUUCACAUUGUAUAUUCGAGUUUAUGGUCUUCGAUAUCUAUCAUCAUCAUUCACCCCUCUAGGUGAAAUAGGCGAGGAGGUUCAUUUGACCAAUGUUUAAAUUAGAUUGAUAUAGAAAAAAAAUUCGAUUAAAUAUUUAAGUAACAAUUAUUGAAGUUUCUAAACAUCGAUAAUACUUAUAAUUCUGCACGUGUCAAUUAUAAUGUGCUUUUUAAAAAGUUCGUUAUUUUACGAUAAAUGCGAAUUUUCUCUCCAAGAUGUCGCUCACAUAAAAACUUUGAAGGAUAUUGAAUUUUUUGAUUAUUUAAGGAACAAUUUCGUUUUAUACAUUUCCGCUUAAAAGUUGUGACAAAAUUUGCUGAUGAAAAUAUUUCUACGCAUAUGUGACCUUUUGAAUAAGAUCCCUGAAUGCGAGUUUUUUUUUCUAGUACGUGCAGGCGGGUGUUUUUUAUAUUAAUUUUCCAGCUUAAGCAUUUAAUUUUUAAACAGUGUAACUCAUUGUAGUUCACACUCAUGCUUAGUUACCAAACAUAUACUAAUUUUAAAAUAUUAGCUUUCAUAAUAUAUACAUGUAAAUAGUAUUAAAAAAAUCAAGAAAAUAUAUUUCUCACGCGUAGAUUGUAAUACGUUAAGCAUUUUCAGUUUGUGAUGAUCCAGAAGAAUAAAUACAGGCUGUAUUUAUUUAUGCAGAAAAAACAACAACAAUCAUUUCUGGGAUGAGGUGGUAUAACAAAUACGAUGUUACAUUGAAAUGAUUAAUAAAAGGUUAUUUUUCUAGCACAGCCUAAACUUCAAUGUGCUUUUGUAUAUAACUGUACAAUAUUUGUACCAAUUGUGGAAAACAGUUAGAAUGGGCUCUGUACGAUGUUAUUUAUUAAAAAAUAAAUUCCAUUUCUAAAAUA
This is a messenger RNA of Limulus polyphemus (Atlantic horseshoe crab), 2788 nucleotides long. RefSeq names its product BMP and activin membrane-bound inhibitor homolog. The record is from RefSeq and is a predicted model, not a curated record. NCBI's taxonomy places the organism in Eukaryota, Metazoa, Arthropoda, Merostomata, Xiphosura, Limulidae. The coding region runs from base 332 to 1165 and encodes 277 amino acids. The transcript is spliced from 3 exons.